AUGACGGCUCCAAAUCUCACUCUAGCCGAAACUCCUACCACAGCGGAUUUCGGGACCAUUAGGAGGACAGUUCGCUUUGGCAUCGACGAGCUUAAACACAAGAUCGCGGAUGGCUUCCGGGAACUAGAAGUAGCACACACUCUUACCGCGACUGAUUUUGGGCCUAUAAGGGAGAUAGUCGGCCCUAGACUCGAUGAACUUAAAAACACAAUAGAGGAUGGUUUCCGGGACUUGAGGCAAGAACUAGCUAUAGAACCAAGAGGGGUGAGCCUUCCCUAUAGCCAUAGAUACCCGUCGACACUGGAGAGAAGACAGCAAUUGUAUAUCCAACAGCUAGAAGAAGAGAGAGAACGCCUACGGGGGCAAGUCCAGGCAAAUUUACCUUCUAGCCCAGGUAAUACAGAUUCAUCCGCAUCAAUAACGGCACUAGAAGCGCGGAUCAGGCAGCUCGAAGAUACAAUUGUAGAUCUGGUGUGGAAGAAUCAGCAACUAACAGAUAUGAAAAACGCCAUCAAUAGCGCGACUCAACAAGAUCAUGAUGAGCAUGAACACAAUUUGCAUCCUACGGAUGACCAUAUCGACCAAGCUUUCACCACAAUCGCAGACCAAAUCCACAGCAUCGUCCAGCGCUAUUGCAUCGUUGAUCCGUCAGCACGGCUUAUCACCCCAGAUGAUGGUACUACGCCGUGUUCCCCAGUAACCUUGCUGCAGCGCGAGCUUCUAGGGGAAUGGAGUAGAGGGCUCUCUAAGGAACGACUUGAAUACCGUAUUCAAGCGGCCUUGUUUAUAGCCAUACAAGAUACCAUAUUUAGAUCCCCAUAUUUUGGACUAGAGGAUUUCCAUCGGGGCGUAGAGGGACUAGAUAUCGAGAGGAACUUGGAAAAGUUUGAAACACAUUUGACCGUUCUAGAUGCACAUGGGGUUCAUCGAGCAAAUAUCGCAGAAUGGCGAGCACGCACAGUCCAAUGCGCGCAUUGGCUGUCGGAUUCGUAUACGGGAUGGGGACUCAUGCCAGCAUAUAGCUCUAAAGCUGAGCAGCUCACUGUCGGGAUUGAGCAAUUGUUGGCGCCAAUCACCCAAAAUUCGCAAAAUCAAGACCUUCAUAAUGCAGUACUCGGCUUAUGCCAAUCUGGCUUCCGCCUUAUGCUGCUUUUGAGGCUCUCCAGAGACGAUUUUGUAAUUGAGAUGCCCACGGAAGGCAUGACAAUAGUGGAUGAUAAUCAUUUCGUUUAUGGAAUCGAUGGAGCUGGAUCACAGUUGUUCGAAGAGGGAACACUUUUUGAUAUUGCGUUUGCAAUAAAGGGCAUGUUAGUUAGACGAACCAGGUCGGGGGAUGCGCAAAGGGUAGUAUCCAAAGCGCAUGUUGUGGUUAAGAGUAACCCAAAUCUCCAACCAACUGUGGAAGUCGUGCCAGGUGAGGAAGAGGAACUCUAA
Messenger RNA from Venustampulla echinocandica, 1434 nucleotides. RefSeq lists its product as uncharacterized. NCBI's taxonomy places the organism in Eukaryota, Fungi, Ascomycota, Leotiomycetes, Helotiales, Pleuroascaceae. The coding region runs from base 1 to 1434 and encodes 477 amino acids. The transcript is spliced from 2 exons. The record is from RefSeq and is a predicted model, not a curated record.